Pogona vitticeps (central bearded dragon) is the source of this 4031-nucleotide messenger RNA. RefSeq names its product UDP-glucose 6-dehydrogenase (gene UGDH). Gene Ontology annotation, cellular component: nucleus. Gene Ontology annotation, molecular function: NAD binding; UDP-glucose 6-dehydrogenase activity. The record is from RefSeq and is a predicted model, not a curated record. NCBI's taxonomy places the organism in Eukaryota, Metazoa, Chordata, Lepidosauria, Squamata, Agamidae. Gene Ontology annotation, biological process: glycosaminoglycan biosynthetic process.
GGCUCCCCCUGGCACGUCUCUUUCCCGUAAUUUCUUCCCUCCCUCCCCCGCAAAAUCACAACAAUUCUUCCUCCACGUCAUCGUUGCCUUCCCUUCGCCGCCUGGAUUCCCACCCCCCUUUUUCCUCCUCCUCAGAAAACAUCCUCGAGAGAAGGCUCGCAAGGUCCUGCUGUCUCGGACUCACACCUCAUGCCUUAGAAGAGCCCGAUCCCCCGGCCCCGUUGGGUCUCCGAUGUUCUCCCUCCUUCGAAGGGCAGGGCCAGGCUCGGCUCCCCUCCCACUCCGGGGAAUGGGAAGGCGACUCUUUAAAUAGGGGCGGCGCGGGCGGGUCGGAGCCACUCGCCGGCCUGAUCCUGCCACGGGUGCGCGUCUCGCCGGGCGGCGUCUGCUCUCCACCUCCUGCCAGCUGCGGCAUCGCCUUCUAGCCCGGGCGCGGGGAUCCUCAUCGCGGGAGAGCAAUCAUGUUUGAAAUUAAGAAAAUCUGCUGCAUUGGUGCUGGUUAUGUUGGAGGACCAACGUGUAGUGUCAUUGCUCAUAUGUGCCCAGAAAUUAAAGUCACGGUUGUUGAUGUCAAUGAAGCUAGAAUCAAUGCCUGGAAUUCGGACACGCUUCCAAUUUAUGAGCCAGGGCUCAAAGAAGUGGUUGAAUCCUGCAGAGGGAAGAAUCUCUUUUUCUCCACCAAUAUUGAUGAUGCUAUUAGAGAUGCUGAUCUGGUGUUUAUUUCUGUUAAUACCCCAACCAAGACUUACGGCAUGGGAAAAGGCCGGGCAGCAGAUCUGAAAUACAUUGAAGCCUGUGCAAGACGGAUUGUGCAAAACUCCAAUGGUUAUAAAAUCGUGACUGAGAAAAGCACUGUCCCCGUUCGAGCAGCUGAGAGCAUUCGGCGUAUCUUUGACGCAAAUACAAAACCAAACUUAAAUUUGCAGGUUUUGUCUAAUCCAGAAUUCCUAGCAGAAGGCACAGCAAUCAAGGACCUGAAGAAUCCAGACCGUGUCCUCAUUGGGGGUGAUGAGACUCCAGAGGGCCAGAAAGCUGUUCGAGCUCUGUGUGCCGUCUAUGAGCAUUGGGUGCCCAAAGAGAAAAUCCUUACAACGAAUACUUGGUCAUCUGAACUUUCCAAACUGGCAGCCAAUGCUUUCCUUGCCCAGCGGAUUAGCAGCAUUAACUCCAUAAGUGCCCUUUGUGAAGCAACAGGUGCUGAUGUUGAAGAGGUUGCAAGAGCCAUAGGAAUGGAUCAAAGAAUUGGAAAUAAAUUUCUGAAAGCUAGCGUUGGAUUCGGUGGAAGCUGUUUUCAGAAAGAUGUUCUGAACUUAGUUUAUCUUUGUGAAGCUCUGAAUUUGCCAGAAGUAGCUCGUUACUGGCAACAGGUGAUUGACAUGAAUGACUAUCAGAGAAGAAGGUUUGCUUCUCGAAUCAUUGACAGCUUGUUUAAUACUGUCACUGAUAAGAAGAUUGCUAUUUUGGGAUUUGCAUUCAAAAAAGACACGGGAGAUACAAGAGAAUCCUCCAGCAUCUACAUCAGCAAGUAUUUAAUGGAUGAAGGAGCCAAACUUCAUAUCUAUGACCCCAAAGUAGUCCGUGAACAAAUCAUUCUGGAUCUUUCUCACCCAGGUGUAUCUGAGGAUGAUCAAGUGUCUCGAUUAGUCACUAUUAGCAAAGAUCCCUAUGAAGCAUGUGAUGGAGCCCAUGCCCUUGUUAUCUGCACAGAGUGGGAUAUGUUUAAGGAACUGGAUUAUGAACGGAUCCACAAAAAGAUGCUGAAGCCAGCUUUCAUCUUUGAUGGCAGACGAGUCCUUGAUGACCUUCACAAUGAAUUACAAGUUAUUGGCUUCCAGAUUGAAACAAUUGGGAAGAAGGUUUCAGCAAAAAGGAUCCCAUUUGCAUCUUCAUCUGACAUACCAAAGUUCAGCUUACAAGACCCUCCACUAAAGAAGCCAAGAGUAUAAGUUUUAACUGAUAUGGAAGGAGUGUAAUGAAUCUUCCCAUGUGACCAGCAUGAUUUAAAAAGAAAAAAUGGGUACAUUUGAGCAUGUGUUAAGCACCGAACCCCUUUUGAUAUCAGUAUGAAAGUAAGCAUAUGCUUAAACAUCUCCCAUAGAAAUCAAUGGAACUGAAAAGAGCUUAACUGUGGAUAGAUUAUGCUAAAUAUUUUCUCAGAAUUAAGACAUCAUAUGAAUGGUAGCAUUUAUUUGGGACACUUCAAUUUAGAAUCUGUUUUGUAAUCUCUAUUUUUAUAAAUGGAAUGUCACUGAAGUGAAAAACUAUGACCAAAUCAUUUCAGUAAUAAUUUUUUAUAUAUAAAUAACUCAUUAACUUCAAACUGCAAGACUUCUAGUGUAAGAGGUUUAUGGAUUGCAUUUUACAUUUUUAUGACAUGUUUUAAAAUCCAAAAGAAAUAAGGAACUUCCCCAUCCUCUUUUAUACUCCUAUACUAUAGAACAUUGUUGGAACUUUUGGUUCUAGUUGGAUAUGCACAGUUUACUCAAGGACAAGUUUUAUAAACAAAGCCCAGAAGUUAACAGAGUAUUCUGUGGUUAUUAUUUUAAGAUGACACCCAGAACUCUGCCCACAUUAGAGGCAGCUGGACAUGAAGGAAUGUCGGUCCUUUUUUUCAUUUAGGCUGAAGUGCUACAUAAGUGGGUUAGUAAUUUUUCUAUGCCUUUUUGGAGAUUCAGGAAGGUGUGAUUCCCAUCAUAGUCAGGACACCUCUGUAUGAUCUGAAUAAGUUGUAUAUUUCCCUGAUGAAUGGAUGUUGGCUGAUCUGAAUGAGAUGCACUGUGACUGUGGUAUUGCAGGAAAGGGGAAUCUCUGGCCCGUGAAGGAUCUCUGCUUGUCAUUUAGCAUCCCUCCUUGACUAAUUUCAAGGGAGAGGGAGUCUUUUUUAUCUCCAGAGAUCAGGGAUAGAAAUGAUUCCAGUUCUCAAAUGGUGCCUGUGUUUCCAGUUCAGGAUUCAACAAUCUCCUAGAAAAGCUGGCUCUAAGUACUUUGCUCCUCUUCCUCCUUCUCUGCAGAGGAAAGAGGAGAGGAAGAGUAAAGCCACCAACUUCUUAACUGGAACUUCCAGGAAUUUAGUUGGUGCUUCCAGGAACUCCUGCAGUUACCAAGCGAGAGAGCUCAGUUUCUCUCUCUCUCUCUCUCUCACACACACACACACACACACACACAGGGGAGAAAGCAGGGUCACCUGGUACCUUAAGAACUAGCUGAGUUGUCAAUUUGGAUAUCAGCUAUCUUUGUGUGCCCAAGAUAUGGCUUCUUUACAGCUUGUGCAAAUAUCUCCUUAGUGGUGUAGUUCUUAAGACCUGUGCAUGUUGAUGAAAGGGAGACAGGUUCCUCCUUCCCUUCUAUCAGAAACUAGAAUUUUAAUCAGUGCAUAGAGUGAAUGGGAGUGUGAUCCCCACCACCAUUGGUACCGAGUGUGCCACAGGACAUGAAAUGGCCAACAUCUGUUUAAUAGAAUUGCUUCUCUGCUUCCUUAUUGAAUAGAGACCUCUCACAAACAUACAUCCUGUAGCUGCACCUAUCUGCCUUUCUUUGUUUAGCUGUAAAACACCUUUUUGUCAAAACUGUCUCAAAUAGUUUUUCUGGACUUGGAGAAUCUCACUGGAACUUUGCAGGAGAUUGACUGGUAAUUCCUGUUACCAAGGGGAAAUCACAUAUCUUAUAAAUCAAGGACAGGGACCAUGUGGCCCUCCAGCAUUUGUUGAAUUGGAAGUCCCUUUUCCCCCUUCGGUUGUGUGUCUAACACUGACUUGAGUAACAGUUCAACACCUGCAGGUCCAGAUGUUCCUCAGUCCAAGACAGACACCGUGAGUGUUCAGAACAUUCAGUCCGAAUGAAGCAAUGACAUUUUUAUGAAUACCACAUGAUGUUCAAUCCUUUCCCCCUGCUAUUUUGAUGCUUUCUGUUAACAUAAAUUCUGCAGGAGCAAAUGUUCUGUGACUAUAGCAGAACAAAAUCUUUUUAUGUAUUAAUCAGCUUACUACCUCACUCUGAUUUGAAAAUAAAUUUUUUAUGCUCUUUGGUAUUAA